Messenger RNA from Dermacentor albipictus, 2671 nucleotides. The record is from RefSeq and is a predicted model, not a curated record. NCBI's taxonomy places the organism in Eukaryota, Metazoa, Arthropoda, Arachnida, Ixodida, Ixodidae.
UGUAUCACGUGAGCUUGGAGUUGCGCUAAAAAGAGAGGGACAGCUGCAGGUAGAAAGAUGUAAUGGACCUAAUAGUUAAUAAACCUUGAGUGCCCCUUUGGGACGCUUGUUACGUCUUACCAUCAGCCACAUUUAAAUGGUAUCAGUACUCAUAAAAAUAGUAACGACCUUUUUUUUCUUUUUGACCAAUAUAUACUGGCCGUAUUUUUUAACUGCUAACAGCUCAGGCCUGAGCUAUUACUCCGGCUCUAAGUUCAAUCACUUCUGUGACAAAAAUACCCAGACGACGUAUCAGGCACACGCAACUAAAUGCAGGCCACAUGAACCACAGGAGGAAAGAAACGUAUCGAAAAUUUUAUUCAUAACGUACACUGUGGUUAUUCAGGUUAUCACACCUAAGCACGUGAGAAACGAACAGAUCUUUAUGUUCCGCGAAUCGGUUCGCGUGAGGGUGGAGAUUCAAUAUUAAUGACAGGUGGUGUCCAAAUCCACGGCCCAGCGAUGUCCUCAUCAACGUAAUAAACGUUGAUCUUGAAGGCCAUGCUGUUGCUUGCAGCAGAAGGCGGAAGCGGUUGCGGGAGUCAGAAACACGUCAUAGACGUCAAAUUCGGCGCUGAGGAUCCUCAAAAAGGUAUUACCAAGAUAAGAUAACGCGAUAUUUAAAUGGUUACUUAAGCAUAUUGCAAAUAGGUAGUAUUGAAUCCAUGGCUCAUCGACAAUUUCAAUUGGUAUUAGAUCUCAAAGGCUAUGCUUUUGCGGCCUGCACACGACGGAACUGAGAAUACGGCAUGGCCGACAUGUGUUAAAGAUUGUGCAUAAACGUUUUUUAAUUUUUCUUUUCUCCACUGCCAUGUGGCAACACAGAGCACACACAUUCAGUACCUCCAUAAAUUCGUAUACGGUGUCAGCAGUCUAUGCAUAUUUACUACAAGCCAGACAAGACUAUAAAACCGUGUGUACGCCUUUGUGCAAAGCCCUGCUACCCUAGCUCCUGCUAUCGUCGCUGCUUCCCUCGCCAUAUUUCUGCAUACGCCACGUUUUUUUUCCAUUCUUAUAUUCCUAUUCCUAUAUAUUCAUAUUUCCUUUUUCUAUAUCUCUUUUAUAUCGUUUUAUAUCUCUUUUAUAUUAUCUUUUAUAUCUUUAUUACUGUAUCUAUAUAUAGCUUAAUUUAAGUGUAGUUCCGUGAUUAUUUUUUCUUUUAAGUUUUCUCUGUAAGUGCUUAUAUUAAUUUAUUUGUAUGUGUGUAUUCAGUGUAUAGUUCCUUCAUCUUUAAAUAUAGUUGUGCUACUUUUUUGAUUACUUUUCGUACUUUUGUAAGCCUCGUAUUUAUUUCUUUGUGUUAGUGUGCUUUUUAUAUUUGUCCUUGAAAAUGUCAGCGCCGACACACGCUUAUGUGGAAUAUGAGGACGGAGGCAAGGCGAUCGUCUCGGUAAGCCUUAUAAAGGAUUACAGUCCCAAUGACUUCAACGAUUUGGCGUGCAACAAGCGCAUUUAUUGGAGAGACCGUGGAAAAGGCUUCGAAGGAGAGGAAGGAUAUUACUCCGGCAACGUCAUGGUGUUGGGAUGUGGCAAAGCUGAUUUGAUUGCGAGGAUGUUGAAGCAGCACAAGCCUGUUCCCAUGGACGUGUUUGAACAAUCAAGCGAGAGACAUCGCCACAAGCCGAAGCCAGCCCUCAAGGAUGUACCAACAAAGGAAAAGCGGCGCCGACUGGAAAGUGCAAAAAAAUCAAGAAUGCAGAAAAUCCUUGAGAAAAAAUCUGCUGCUGGAGAUACGGACUCCAGCAGUGAAGAUGAGUUGGUGCCGAGGAAAAUGCUGAAGAAAGCGGAAAAUGAGAUCGCAGGGCUGAAAAAUAAGUUAAGAAUAUGCGAGCAGCAGCGCAUUGAAGAGCGGCAGCAGAAUGAGAAACUCCACAGCUUGCUCGAGGAGAGGAUGAAUUCCAUGGAGGCCUCCAUAAUUGAGGCAAUAAGAAAAGAAGUUCGUGCGGCAAGGCUGCCUUCACAGGGUUGUGCUGCAAAUGUUUGCAGCGAUAAUUUGCAGCAAGCAGUGCGGGAAGCUCCCAUGAAGCCAUGUGAGGAUAAUUCCAUUCAGGAAGAGUCUACCACACUGUAUGAGGAUUUGGAUCUCGGCACUGCCCCAAUGGAUGGGGCACUGCCAGCUCAUUGCGAGUCGGCAAAGCCCAGCUGCGUCCUUGGGCCUCGUGAAGAGGUGGCAGGCAGCCAGGUAGCCAGCCAUGUGCCUUCCACCCAUGGGCCAGUCCCAGUACCUGCAGAGCUGGGUGUGGAAGCUCCACUCUUCACACCAGUUGGUGGAAAGGUACACAUUGGAAAUGGCCUGUUUAUUUGUGCCAAUAAGUGGACCUGGGUGAACCAAGCGAAAACGGACAGUACGUUUGCCAGGGAGGUUGCCCGGUGCCUGUGGCAGCCACAUGAAUUGGUGGGCAGGAGCGUGACCGGCAAAGUUUGCAUGAGCAAACUCAAGGAAGGUGGCGAAGCAAAGCCAGCGUUAACGCCAGAGAAACUUGGUGCAGUUCGAAAGUCAUACGAGCACUUUGUGGCAAACCACCCGAGCACUGUAGAUACGGAGGCCAGGAGGCUCAAAGACUUGAACAAGCAUCUGGCCACCAUGCUGCGUGAUGCCAAAUAAAGAUGGUUUGUGCUGCGUGCCCUAAAA